Messenger RNA from Symbiodinium sp. CCMP2456, 849 nucleotides. The record is from the annotation of a GenBank genome assembly. NCBI's taxonomy places the organism in Eukaryota, Dinophyceae, Suessiales, Symbiodiniaceae.
AUGGCACGACCUCUCAUUAUUUUUGCAGAGCAUGUUGGAUGUGCCACUUGGGUGAAUGAGGCUCAAGCUGGGAACUGGGCUCAGAGUGGCUUGUAUCUGCAGAGAGCUGCGAGCCUCUGGUGGACUUAUAGUGGCGCGCCUGAGCCCCGACUCCGAGGUCUUCUGCUACUCGGAGCAUGCAUACUUCCAGAGGCAUUUAGCACGCCGGGUCCGCGGCGCUGCAACAUGGCCCAGCCAAGAAAGGCAUCACCCUCCGAGCCUGCGGCAAGGACCGGAGACAGCUCUGGGUUCGCUACUCCCAUCUCGGCGGGUGCGGUGGCUUGCUUGUUGCUGCUGGCAUCCGCCCUCCCCAAUGCCGCAGUGGCGCAAGACUUCUUCGGGGGUGGUGGACCUGACGACGGAGUGGACCGUCGCUCCCUGAUUGAGAGGAGUCCACCGCAGCCACCGCCGGCAGACGAUAAGGCGCCGGACAUCGCCCCGGAGGAGCGCCAGCGGAGAAGGACGACACCAUCCAAGGAGGUUGCUGAGGAGGAGUGGUAUAAGUACGGCAAGGAGGUCUUUGUUGCCAAAUGUGCCGGGUGCCACCCUGGCGGCAUGAAUCAGAUCCGCAUUUCAAGGGGUUUGAACGUGGAAGAUUUGGAACGAUGGGGGCUCUUGCAGGAGCCUCAGAAGAUUACAGAGAUCAUUCGCUAUGGGCAAGGCACCAUGCCAGGCUUUGCUGCAGACUGUCCGGAGAAGAGCGGCGUCGAGCGAUGUGGCGUCGUCGUUCCGCUCGAUGAGGCCACGCUCAUUGAUGUGGAGGAUUUCAUGAUGAACCGUGCGAAUUCGGGCUGGAGGGGGCGCGGUUGA